This is a messenger RNA of Erigeron canadensis, 544 nucleotides long. RefSeq lists its product as uncharacterized. NCBI's taxonomy places the organism in Eukaryota, Viridiplantae, Streptophyta, Magnoliopsida, Asterales, Asteraceae. The coding region runs from base 1 to 522 and encodes 173 amino acids. The record is from RefSeq and is a predicted model, not a curated record. The transcript has 2 exons.
AUGUUUUUCGUAGGCGCGAAUAUUAUAUGUGAAGACCUAACAAAAGAGGAAUGCUCAUUUGCGAUUUCUUCUUGGGGAAAGAGAUGUGUAUUGGAGAAUUUUGAAGAUAAAAAAGGUAGAGUGGCAUACCAAUGCCGAACAUCAGAAGUUGUGGUGGAAAGCAUCGAUAUCAUGUCAUCGUUAGGCGGCGGAGGAGGGUACAUUGAGACAGAGGAAUGUGUUAAGGCUUGUGGCGUUAAUAGAAAUGCCACAGGUAUUUCUUCCGACGCAUUGCUUGAUAAGCACUCGGUCGUCACUCUUUGCUCCCCACAGUGUUACUACAAAUGCCCUAACAUCGUCGAUCUUCACUCCAACUUAGCCAUUGGUGAAGGAGUAUCGUUGGGGGAUCUAUGUGAGCAACAACGUAGCCAUCCUGAUCGGAACAUGAUUGAGCUCCUAAGCUCAAGUGGUGUCGCUGAUGGUCCAGUGGGAAGUAACAAGCAUCGUCUGUUUAGUGCCGCCCCAUCCCCUUUUUCGUUCUAGUAAUUAAUUUUAGGUGUUGCUC